This is a messenger RNA of Ruditapes philippinarum (Manila clam), 4386 nucleotides long. RefSeq names its product protein disulfide-isomerase A4-like. Gene Ontology annotation, biological process: protein folding; response to endoplasmic reticulum stress. NCBI's taxonomy places the organism in Eukaryota, Metazoa, Mollusca, Bivalvia, Venerida, Veneridae. The transcript has 12 exons. Gene Ontology annotation, cellular component: endoplasmic reticulum; cell surface. Gene Ontology annotation, molecular function: protein disulfide isomerase activity. The record is from RefSeq and is a predicted model, not a curated record. The coding region runs from base 129 to 2030 and encodes 633 amino acids.
UAAAAGUGUUGCUAAAAUUUUCCCUUUGAUAACGUUCAACAAAUAAAUAGUACAGAACUAUAUUUACAAUGCACGUAUUUCCGGUUACUGUGUUGUAAGGUCACUGAAAGCGUACAUUACCGGCGACUAUGGAAGUGUCAAAGAAAUAUCACUUUAUUUUUCUUGCAAUUUUGAUUUUGACAGCUGCUGUCUCUUUUGCAGAAGAUACAGAAGAAUCUAAUGAUGAGGACAAUGACACUCGAUCUAGCGAUGAUGAAGAUGUGAGAGAAGAGGAAGGCGUUCUCUAUCUAACUGAUGAUAACUUUGAUAAAGUCACAAAGAAAUAUGAGACUUUUUUAGUUGAAUUUUAUGCUCCUUGGUGUGGUCAUUGUAAGAGUUUGGCACCAGAAUAUUCAAAAGCUGCUUUUCGCUUGAAAGAUGCAGAGGUUCCUGUACCACUAGGAAAAGUUGAUGCCACCCAAAACACUGAUCUUGCUACAAGAUUUGGUGUAAGUGGGUACCCAACUUUGAAAUUUAAAAAAUUUGAUACCUGGAUAGAAUAUGAUGGUCCUAGAGAAGCUGAUGGUAUUGUGGAUUGGGUUAGCGAGAAAGCAGAUCCUAACUACAAACCAGCCCCAGAGACCGUUGUCACUGUUACCAAAGAUAAUUUUGAGGAAUUUAUUAACAGUGCUGAACUUGUUCUAUUAGAAUUCUAUGCUCCUUGGUGUGGCCAUUGUAAAAGACUUGCUCCAGAGUAUGAAAAGGCUGCUCAAAGAUUGAUACUUCAUGAACCACCAAUUCCUCUCGGCAAAGUUGAUGCCACUGUUGAAACAGAAUUAGCUAAGCAAUUUGAUGUUUCUGGCUACCCAACAUUGAAGAUGUUUAGAAACGGGAAACCAUCAGACUACACUGGAGGACGUGAUGCUUUUGGUAUCGUUGAUCACAUGCACAAAUAUUCUGGCGAGGCUGCCAAACUACUGCCAACACUGAAUGACGUGAAAAACAUGAUCAGCAAGGAAUCAGCAACUAUCAUUGGCUUCUUUGAUAACCUCGAGGAUGAGAAAUUGAGAGCAUACAUGAAUGUUGCAAAUGACAGGAGAGAAGACUUGACCUUUGGUUACACCUUGCUGCCCGAGGCCCGUGACCUCUACAAGGUCAACCCUGGUAGUGUUGUUGUGUUUAAUCCGGAGAAGUUCUGGACAAAAUAUGAACAGAAGUACAGUGUUCUGAAAGUGGCAGACAAAUCUGAAGACGAUAUAGCAGCAUUUAUAAAGGAGAAAGAGCUGCCUCUAGUUGGUGAAUAUUCUCAGGCAACAUCCAAGUUUUAUGAUGCCUACCAGAAGGACAUACUUUGUGUCGCCUUUUUUACUGUUGACUGGACUUUUGACCAUAGAGAGGCUACACAGUUGUGGAGAAAGAAGGUUGCAAACAUAGCAAAGGACUAUAAGGACAUAAAGUUUGCUAUAGCCAAUGAAGAAGAUUAUAUUGGUACUAUGAUGAAAGAAGUUGGUCUUGAUGACUCACCUGAGGAAUUUAAUAUUGGUUGUGUUAGACACAGUAAAAAAUACAGAAUGGAACCAAUGGAUGAAUAUGAGGAGGACGAUGUUCGAGAAUUCCUCAAUAAACUGAAAAAAGGUAAAUUGACGCCACAGAUUAAGUCACAGUCCAUUCCAAAGAAGAAUUCUGGACCAGUCAAAGUUGUUGUGGGAAAAACAUUUGAAAAGAUCGUUCUUGAUAAGAAAAAGGAUGUUUUAAUUGAAUUUUAUGCCCCAUGGUGCGGACAUUGCAAAAGUCUAGAGCCAAUUUAUAAAGAACUAGGGAAAUCGUUAAAGAAAGAGAAAAAUCUUGUCAUUGCCAAAUUAGAUGCAACAGCCAACGAUGUUCCUGAAAGUUUCAAAGUUGAAGGCUUCCCAACCAUUUAUUUUGCACCAGCAAACAAUAAGGAAAACCCAUUAAAAUUUGAAGGUGAUCGAACAGUUGAAGGGUUUACCAAAUAUUUGCAAGAGAAAGCAGCUGUUUCAUUUGGCAAGAAUCUCAAGGAAGAGUUGUAACCCAGUCUAAAUUUUAGGUAGCCUAUCAUUAUUAUAAUCACCUAUACAAGUACCAAAUAUCCAUUUAGUCAUGGUGCAGUAACUCAUUUUAUGUGCUUGGAUGUUUCAAUUCAUGUUAAUAAAAUUAACAUUUGAUGCUUUAAGUUACUUUAUGAUUGGGUCUUUGGAGAAAACUGUUUAAAUUGAUUUUAAAUUUUGGCAAAUUUGAUUCAUUUGUGUUAAAUUCACAUUAAAUUGAUAAUUGUAAAGGAGAAAGGAGUGUGAAAUGUUGCAUUAAACUCACAGUAUAUAUAAUAAAUAGCAAGAUAUUUACUAUAUUAUAAAGAGCAUGAACGGUAACUCUACUUAUGUAUUAUGUAUUAAGAACUGUACCUCCGUUUUAAGGAUUUAUUGUAAACUGUGUAUUCAUUUUAAAUAUUUGUUGCUUUCAUUUUAUAAAAGCAAGAGCAGUAAGUCCAAUUUAAAAAGAACGAUAACACCAUUUCAAGUAACCAGUACAGUAAUUCGUUUUGAAGAACUUACAUUUUGGUAAUGGAAAAUUAACUGUAAAAUGACUGCUCUUUUUUUUUCUUUACAUCAUGUAAAAGCAUUCUUUACCAAACGUUUGUACUAGCAAAUGUGUUGAAAGGUUUUGAAAGUGAAUUUGUAAAAGUCUAAUAUCUAUUUUAUGCAAGUUAUGUUACAAAAAAUCUGUCUAGUUAAAUGGUUGUUAGAAGAGGGGUGGGGGUUUUAAACUGAAAAUUUGCUAAGACAAUUAAGUUGUUGGUUUUCUACAUUUUAUGUUUCUUUAGUCUAUGAUGAAUGUUGGUCGUAUUUUUAGAUGGAAACAUUCCAACAGAUUGGCCAUAGUCUUAUUUUGCAUUACACUGACUGUUAGCUUUUGAUAAUAUUGAUAGUAAAAUCCUUAAAAUUAAUUAUUGUUGGUUUGAGUUGAAGAUAAUUCGUUUAAAAUCAUAAGGUAAUAUGGUUGGAAAAAUGUAUGAUUUUAUUAUUAAUUGUGAAUAUUUUUUUUUCUCAUUUAUUUCAUGUUGUGUUGACAGAUUUAGUAGAAACCAGACUUAUUUUUAUAUUUGUAUGUUGUUAAAGUUUUUUGAUAUUCUGUGAUUUGUAACAGUCAUGACUUAGUAAAUUGUAUUUCACAUUACAUAGAUGCAUUCAUAGUCAACGUGUGCCUUUCAUUUGAUUACAUUAUAUUUUUCCUUAAUAUAUGCUGUUUAUGAUUAGAUAUUUUCAUGUUUCGACCAUUUUUUAUUGACAUUCAGUUAAGUAGAACCUGUACUAUUGACAUGGAUUCUGUUAAUAUUACAAAUAUAAGGAACUCAUCAUGUUUGAAAGUAAACUAGGGUAUUUCCUAAUGGUUGGUACAUAGUUGCAAAAGAAAUUAUCUGGAAGAGCUUUUUGACCGAACAUGUGUUACUGGGGAAUUUGCUAACUUACCAUGUCAUAGUGAAACAUCUAGUUGAAUGUGUCUGUUAAAAUGAAUGAUAUUGAUGUCGCUCUGUUUAAGUUUAGUUAAAAUGACUGUAAGUAAAUCAUAUUGAUUUAAAGAGUUCAGUGUUGUUAUGAUAAAAGAGUAAAAUGUAGGUGAUUGAAACAGUUUCAUCAUGACAUAUUGUUUGUAAAUUAGCUGUAGCCUAAAUAAAAGAUAUGUAUAUGGAGUAUACUUAUGUCCAAUAUUGAGUCCACAUCAGAUGUAUUUAAAUGAUUUAUGAUCAGGUAAUAUGGGAAUUCCUAUUUUUUUUCAAGAAAAUUUGUUGAAGGCUCAGUACAUAUAACACUUUAUCAAAAUUGUGUAAUAUAUAAAUCUCUACGAAAAUACUGUGAGUACCUAUAUAUCUAUAUAUGUGUAGUAAGUUGUUAGUAGAUUGAUGUUCUGUUAAAUUCGGUGCCCAGUUAUGUCCGAAAUAAUGCUCUGAUUGGACAUCUAGCUUUCUUACAUUAUACCAUUAUAGUUGGAAAGAGGUUGAUUACUUAAUUGAUUUGAGACUUUUUUACAUGACUUGUAUGGACUUUUGUUUAUCUUUCAUUCAUAGGUAGAUUUUAUCAUAAAUUCUGUAGUAAAUUAAAGUAAAUUUUGUAUUUAACUACGUUUCAUUAAUGAUUGCAUUGUAUAAGGUAUACAAUAUAUAUACCAAGGCCAUAGUUAAAUAUAAAAAGUUAAACAUCCACAUCUUUGUACAAACCCAUUUGGAAUACUGUUCCAAACAAGUUUUCUGUAAUUUUUAAUAGUUGAAUGAUUUAAAAUGAUGUAUGUUUUAUAUUCGUUAAAGCAGCGUUCUUGUCUGAUGUUAUAUAUGUGUGUAUGUAUUUACGUAUGAUCCAUGAAAAUGGUCAAAAUAAAUGAUAUAAAAUGUUA